GAUGGACGAACCGCGAGGUGGGACGCGAGAGGGUCUUCGUCCGCGUGUCGUUGACAGCAGGCAGGCCCCGCAGUCGCACAGGCGUUGCAUUGCAGCUCGACAGUCAAAGCCGAUCUCUCGGCGUGGUAGCAUCGUUAGUAUCUCGAGUCAUAUCGCGGAGGCAUCGUGGGUCGUCGGUAUCAGUUAGUACGACGUAAAGUUGUCGCUUGUCGCGCCGUGCGAAUUUCAGGUCGGUUCGCGGCGAUUCAAUCGUCAGCAUAGUUUUUUUCCCCCCGGUUGUGUCUCGCGGUUAAUCAGAAACCCAGUUGUGCUUUCGUUCGUGUCGUGUAUGUUCGUCAACCACGUUUCCGCUCACGUGUGCCCAAGUGUGCAGAAGUGUAUGGAUGCCACGCCGGAAGCUGAGAUUGCACCGAGGACGUUCCCCUCGGCCGAUUAAUUCUUAGAUCGAUCAGUGAUCGCCUGUACUUCGGAUGUCAGGACUUGCAGCAUUCGGCUGCGUAAAACUUUGGCUCCGGUGAUUAAACGUUCAUCUAAGGACAAUCGUCAGCAGGUCCGAGCAGGGAUCGUGUUACCAAGUCUGUCAAAUGCCUGAAGACGGCAAUCGCUUACCUUCGAAAUCCUCUACCCGGCGAGCAUCGUCGAAAAGGCCUGUCGGAGUUUUCGGCUACAAAACUAACCGGCGAAGCGUGAGCAUCCGCGCGAUAGCGACAGUUUUCUGGCUGAAUUCACGAAACUUUCACGGUUACUCGGCGUGAGAGAUUGUUUUCUUGCCGUGCAGAAAACGAGAGCUGAUGAAUAGUGCACGGAAGUCGAUCAUCUAAGCGGAUCGGAAGCUUUGAACCGAGGACGUUCCCACGGCCAACCUACGUGAGCUUUUCUGCCCGGGAUACUUCGUGUAUCGCAAAUUCUGCUUAACUCGUAUCCAGUGUCAGGCGAGACAAUAAUUUUUACAAGAAAUCGUUAACUGGCGUGGAUACCAAUGAGCAGUAUCGGUGAAAGGAUGCGGUGAUAUCCGAGGAAACCGAAUUAGAAAGUAAACAUAUCAGCUUCAUAUCAAAUCGCCGGCCACGGAGAAGAACGUCACCGACUUAACGAGGCAUAUCAAAGGAAAAUGAAGGUCCAACGAUGAUCCCGUGGCAACCGAUACGUAUCGAGUGUCUCGUCGACACUUGAACGUGAUCUGACCGCACCGAGUCGACGACCAAUUAAAUUUCAUUUUUACCUCGCUCCUUUGAAGUCGCACGAAAUUCCGCAGAGGUGAAGAAGCGAGGAAGAGGAGAGGAUGUUACUCAGGUAACGCGACCUCUCGAGCCGGCUAAACAACGAUCUCUAAUCGAACCGUGCUCGAACAACCGAAGGAUAACAGGUGACAGAACGAUCCGCAGUGAAGAUCGGCCAUGGGUUUUCCUAGGCGAAGAUCGUUGUGGUUGAAAGUAGCCGUCCUAGCGACGGCUGCCUGGGCUACCGUGUGUUUCCUCUUGUAUACGGAGGACCGUGCCAACGCCAGUGACCAGGCCCUGGCACCGUCCGGCGUAGCCGCGCCCCAAGUGGCCAACGGUUUCGUACCAGUGGUGGGGCCGUUAAGAAAAGAGACGCCGGUCAACGCUCAGUCCAAGCUGAAGAUACCCCAGGCUGGCCCGGAGCAAGGUGGCGGCGUGUUGGUCGCUCCUCGCGAACAGGAUUCGAGCGCGCCUGGUGAAAUGGGGAGACCGGUGAUCCUGCCAACGAAUUUAACUGCCGAGACUAAGAAACUCGUCGACGAUGGAUGGUUGAACAACGCGUUCAAUCAGUACGUCAGUGACCUGAUUUCCGUUCACAGAACACUGCCCGACCCUCGAGAUCCAUGGUGUAAAGAACCUGGAAAAUAUUUGAAAGAGCUUCCACCCACAGCGGUGAUAAUCUGCUUUCACAAUGAAGCCUGGUCGGUACUGCUGAGGACGGUUCAUUCCGUGCUGGACAGAUCGCCAGAACAUCUCAUACAGGAAAUCAUCUUGGUCGACGACUACUCUGACAUGCCGCAUCUGCAGCGUCAACUGGAAGACUACAUGAUGAACUACCCGAAGGUACAGAUAAUCAGGGCGCAAAAACGCGAGGGUCUUAUCAGGGCUCGUUUGCUCGGCGCAGUGGCCGCAAAAGCCCCGGUGCUCACAUAUUUGGAUAGCCACUGCGAGUGCACCGAGGGCUGGCUGGAGCCGUUGCUCGAUCGAAUCGCCCGCGAUCCGACGACAGUCGUUUGCCCCGUGAUCGAUGUUAUCGACGACACCACUCUCGAAUAUCACUGGAGGGAUUCCGGCGGUGUGAACGUAGGCGGGUUCGAUUGGAAUCUGCAGUUCAACUGGCACGCGGUACCGGAACGGGAGAAAAAGAGGCACAAGAAUCCAGCGGAGCCUGUCUGGUCACCGACGAUGGCCGGAGGCCUGUUCUCGAUAGAUCGGGCUUUCUUCGAACGCCUCGGCACGUACGACAGCGGUUUCGAUAUUUGGGGCGGCGAGAAUCUCGAGCUCUCUUUCAAGACGUGGAUGUGCGGAGGCACCCUGGAAAUCGUGCCAUGCUCGCACGUGGGCCACAUCUUCCGGAAACGUUCGCCGUACAAGUGGCGCAGCGGCGUGAACGUGCUCAAGAGGAACAGCAUAAGGCUGAGCGAAGUGUGGUUGGAUGAGUACGCCAAGUACUAUUACCAGAGGAUAGGUCACGACAAGGGUAACUACGGGGACGUAUCGGAUCGGAAGGCGCUGAGAAAGAAGCUCGGCUGCAAAUCGUUCAAAUGGUAUCUCGACAACGUUUACCCGGAACUGUUCAUACCCGGCGAGGCAGUAGCUUCCGGCGAGGUUCGUAAUCUUGGAGAAGGCGGUAACACCUGUCUGGAUUCACCGGCACGCAAGGCAGACUUGCACAAACCAGCUGGACUUUACCCCUGCCAUCGACAGGGCGGAAAUCAGUACUGGAUGUUGAGCAAGACCGGUGAGAUCCGCCGAGACGAGUCGUGCUUGGAUUACAGCGGUACCGACGUGAUCCUCUAUCCUUGUCACGGCAGCAAAGGGAAUCAGCAAUGGAUUUAUAAUCCACAGACGAAGCAGAUCAGACACGGUAGCAGCGACAAGUGUCUGGCGAUAACAGAGAGUAAGCAACGUUUGGUGAUGGAGGAGUGUUCCCCGACGGCGGCGAGGCAAAGGUGGUCGUUCGAAAACUACGACCCGUCGAAGCUGUGAUAUCGCGCCUUUUCGCGUCGUCAGUCGAAGAGCCUCGGCAGGUCGUUCGACCGUGCCGGGGUUUGGGUGUCCGUUCAACGUUACUCCGUCGCGAAGACUCGUUUCGGCAGAUAGACGCCGUGGAUUGAGGCCCAGGGCGCCUCGGGACGAUCUAUUGGGCGUGAGGAACGCAGACCGGAGAAUUCGUUAGGGAGAGAACGGAGAAAAGAAACACGUACCAACGUCGGCUGCAAUCUCUAACUGUUAAGACGGACGAAGUGCAAUAGAAACGUUUUAAAGGGGAUCGAGAGAGGAAUCGUGUUCCUUGGAUAAGCUGUAACCGGUGCACAAUGAGGGAAGAGCGAUCUAGUAUCGAGGGACGCUUUCCGCUGGCAUUGAAAAAUUGACAUCCCUUCCUGAUAAUGUUAACUUUAAGUAAUGCUAUUUUUACAUCUUAUGAUCACAAUUUUUAACAUUUGGUAGUUCACCGUUUUUUACAUACAUUUUAUCCGAGUACUUAGGAAUAUCCUCUGUCAGUAGACGUGAAUCUGCGAUUUUAUAUUGUAACGAUUUGACUGCAAAUUUUUAAAAUCAUCAUCAAUGACAAAAUGCAUAUCACGUUUAAUCGAUCAAAGGGAAUCUUUAUUAAAAUGACUCCUGACAUGUUUCAUUUUGUAUAAAAAAUUGCAGUCUAUCCGCGUCAAUGAGAGCGGAAAGCGUGGUUCGAAAGAGAGGUUGGUACGUUUAUUUCAUUUAGAACGGAUGAGCGCGUCGCGCCGAUCUCUGCGCGAGGCUUGAUCGUCCCUUUCGUGUAGGAGUUAUUUCAAUCGAACGAUUCUAACGAGUUAAGUCAGAAAAGACGUGGUACUUCAGUUUCAAAAACGAAUCGUUGAUUAUAGAUAAGAGUCCAUUCGAGGGAAACCAAUUGGAUCAUUAUAAUUAAAUCUGAUGUCUUAAUGUUUUAUAUACCAAACAUAUCACGUAUAACUGCUUGUGCAAGUUACAAAUCGAUAUUUGAAAAAAUUUUACUUCUUCCAAAGAUUCUUCCUGGAUCGAAAAAUUCUCCCAUUGUAUAUAAUUGACGAAUUGUUCGAAUGUAUCGAGGCAAUCAAAGUCACUAAUCGACGAUUCGUGAAUGGCCCUUCGCUCCUCGGCGCUUGUAGCAUCUCACAUUCCAAUUUGGACGCGAGCCAACGGUUCCAAAUUCUUCUCCCUCUAAUUAAUUUAGCUGAUAGAUAGCGUUGAGAAAACAAGAGGAACGAACGAGUACACCUAAGUACGGUGGACACAUUCCGAUUACGGUGUAGGAAAAAGACUUUUGUACAUUCGUGUAAAGUAUCUUGAUGCCAGUUUAGAUACCGCCUAAUGUAAGUUUUCCGAGUGCAUGUGCGAGAGUAAAUCAGUGUGCCGUGAGUUCUCUGAGAUUCGUCUGAAACCCUUUGGCGUCUUAAAGAUUCCGAUUUACUUCUAUUACAUACAGCGAAGUUACAUAUUCAUUCCAAAAGGAACUCAUAUCUCUUUUACAUAGAAACAUCCUACGAACAUAUCAUACAUUAUUUUAUAUAUUUAGGACAUAUAAAAAAGACGUUACCGGCGACGCCGAAGGGUUAAUCGAGAUUCCAUGAAAGAGCGCAAUUUCUAGGUGUCUAUGCGUGCCAACGAAAUCGUAGAAUACUACGAGGAACAUUGAACAAUACAUGUAUUCUGAUGCAAACGCGAUCGAUUCCAUCAAAGAUCAUCGGACCCAUCCUCUUUCGAAAGCUCAUAGAACGAAGAAAGUACAUCGAUCCGAGAUCAUGGACCGAUUGCCAUUCAAACAACGGCACGAUCGUGUCGCGUAUUUAAAUAUUCCAUAAUUCGAAGUUCGAGCACGAACGCAGACGGGAUGUAAGGAACAAACAACGGAUAAUCGAUGGACCCGAAUGGCAACGAGCGUUCGAUCGAUUUCGAAAAUGUUUGCGCCACUUUGCGAAUCGAUUAUCAAAUGUUCCCCCCUCGAUGAACUACUGAACGAGAUCGAGAAUCACAGAUCCUAUCAAUGAUCGAGCAAAUCAGAGGGAAUACGUAUACAUAUAUAUAUGAAUAUAAAUAUAGAUUUAAGACGAUGUAAAAAAAAGUUGAUCGACAAUGCUGAUGAACGGACGAAUGGAAUUCAACGAGAACGUUUAUACAGAUAGAAGAUACGUAUAUUAUAAAUAUAUAUAUAUAUAUAUUAUAUGACAUUUUCUACAUUUGGUAAGGAUGUUGCAUAUCGUACGAAUCGAGGAUGGUAAACGAAAUAAGAGAUGUAAUAUCGGACAGCCGAGCAACGCAUGCUCGCCCAUUAAUUAAUGUAACGUCGAACGUGCCUUAUUUCCUGUAUAUAUACACAUAUGAAUAUUAU
Ceratina calcarata is the source of this 5571-nucleotide messenger RNA. RefSeq names its product polypeptide N-acetylgalactosaminyltransferase 9 (gene Pgant9). The transcript has 17 exons. Gene Ontology annotation, molecular function: polypeptide N-acetylgalactosaminyltransferase activity. The coding region runs from base 1398 to 3209 and encodes 603 amino acids. Gene Ontology annotation, biological process: protein O-linked glycosylation. Gene Ontology annotation, cellular component: Golgi apparatus. NCBI's taxonomy places the organism in Eukaryota, Metazoa, Arthropoda, Insecta, Hymenoptera, Apidae. The record is from RefSeq and is a predicted model, not a curated record.